Molecule: messenger RNA, 1998 nt
Organism: Octopus sinensis (East Asian common octopus)
Lineage: Eukaryota; Metazoa; Mollusca; Cephalopoda; Octopoda; Octopodidae
Product: aldehyde dehydrogenase, dimeric NADP-preferring-like
Exons: 1
Coding region: 37-1524 (495 amino acids)
Biological process (GO): aldehyde metabolic process
Cellular component (GO): cytoplasm
Molecular function (GO): aldehyde dehydrogenase (NAD+) activity
Source: RefSeq, a predicted model, not a curated record
AGUGUUUGCUUGAGAUUAGUAAGUCACUUCACCAACAUGUCAGCUGCUUCAGUUGUUGCAGGUUUACGGAAAUCAUUCCGAGAAGGAAUAACUAAAUCGUAUGAAUGGCGUCGCAGUCAACUACUAGCUUUGCUAAAACUGAUUGAUGACAACUUCUCUGAUAUAGCAGCUGCCCUAAAAGAUGAUUUGAAUAAGUCAGAGUUCGAGAGUCAGUUGAUGGAAGUGGAUAUUACCAGAAACGAAGUCGUCAACCACCUGAAUAACCUAUCUGAAUGGAUGAAACCGACCUAUGUCAAGAAAACUUUAAUAAACAGUUUGGAUACUUGCAUGAUAAAACCUGAACCGUUAGGGGUAUCUCUCGUCUUGGGCGCCUGGAACUACCCUUUUCACCUCGCUAUAAUGCCAGUGAUAGGGGCCAUCUCAGCUGGAAACUGUGUCAUCCUCAAACCCUCAGAAAUAUCAGAGUGUACCUCGAACCUGAUAAGUAAGUUGAUGCCUAAUUAUUUGGACGAUCGGUGCUUGAAAGUGAUGUUGGGCGGUAUCCCAGAAACAACGGAGCUACUCAAAGAACGUUUUGAUUACAUUUUCUAUACAGGUAGCACUUCAGUCGGUAAGAUCAUCAUGACUGCUGCCGCCAAACAUUUAACCCCUGUCACUCUGGAAUUAGGUGGUAAGAGCCCUGUUUAUGUUGAUAAAACCAGUGACUUACCUACUGUUGCCAAUCGAAUCAUGUGGGGCAAAUGUGCGAAUUCUGGACAAACCUGUAUUGCUCCUGACUUCGUAUUAUGUUCUCCUGAUUUGCAGCAAAAACUUGUGGAAGCACUGAAAAAUAGUGUAACGAAGUUUUUUGGCACCGAUGUUUCUAAAUCAGAGUAUUACUGUCGCAUUAUUAACAACCAACACUUUCUUCGUAUAAAAAAACUACUUGAGGGCCAAAAACCUGCCUUUGGGGGCGAUAUGAACGAAGCGGAUAAAUUCAUAGCACCAACAGUUUUGACGGACGUAAAACCCACUGACCAGGUUAUGGAGGGCGAAAUAUUCGGUCCCGUUUUACCCAUUCUACCCAUGGAAAACGUUCAGGCAGCCAUCGAUUAUAUAAACAGCAGACCAAAACCACUUGCUCUCUAUGUAUUUUCUAAUGAUAGCAAAGUGGUGAACAAAUUCCUUUCGGAAACUUCAAGUGGUGGCGUUUGUGUUAACGAUACCUUGAUGCAGAUAUCCAUGGAGACCCUACCAUUUGGUGGCGUGGGUGAAAGUGGUAUGGGUGCCUACCAUGGCAAACACUCAUUCGAUACGUUCUCUCACAUGAAAUCAAUCAUGUGGAAAUCUCAAGCCUUAGAAUCCGUUAACGACCUCCGUUAUCCUCCGUAUACCGAGAAAAACAUGACCUGGCUGAGAAGACUAUCAAGGAAAUCUGUUAAAAGUAAGUCUUGGCUGCCGUUCUCUCUACUUGGAUUGGUGCUAUUUAGUGCUGUUAUGCUUAUUAUGACGAAUAAGGACCACAUUAUAACCAAAUUCCAAUAAUAUACCAAAAAAGAAAUCCCAUGGAAUUUUAUUUUCUGUUUAGGAAAUUAUUACUGCAAUACUACCUAUCUCCCAAUUAAUUUAGUAACACUGGCUCAGGCAAUAGCAAUGUAUUUACAUUUUUCAUCUAAACUAGAUGGGGAAAUAGAAUAUUCAGACUUUUAGUUUGUUUAUGUAGUUUCUUGUAAUGGAUAAGUGAGGCGAGCAGAUGAUUCUGGAGAGAAAGACGAUUCAUUAAAUAGCAAGUAGCUAACUUUCUCAACUUUUUUUUCUUCUGUAUUUUAUUAAUUUCUGAAGUUUUCUUUCAUAAUUAAUGUUUUGCGAAAGGCAUGUCUCAUAUAAGUAUAAGCAUAAGCUUUCAUACAAAUACAUCCAUGCAGCGAUACAUACAUAUGUAUGUUAUUUCAACUUUAAUUAAAGACACACAAACCAGCGAUGGUUUAAAUAAAGCUGUGUACAUUUAUAUUGAACUUC